UCGGUACCCGUUCAACUCAUUCUUUCUGUCACAAGCAGUGGUCAAGAUCGGCCCUGCUUAGAAAAUAAAAAUCCUGUUACAUCUUAUCCUGGACCAGUUAAAUUACAUCUAAAAUUAUGUCUGGAAGUUGGAAUAAUAGCCGUGGUAGCGGCGGUUCCAAGUUUGGCGGUGGUAGUAAAUUCGGGAGCAGCAAUGGCUCUUCGAGAUUUAGCAAUGGAGGCUCGAAGUUUGGGGGUGGCGGUGGUGGUGGCCGCUUCGGCGGCGGUGGCGGCGGAUACGGCGGCGGGGGCAGGAAGGAGUUCACCGGAGGCCAGAACAUGCGCCGCCCCAACUGGGAAGACCUCACCUUACAACCAUUCAACAAGAAUUUUUAUAAUCCACAUCCUUCAGUACUCAACAGAUCACCCUAUGAUGUGGAAGGGUACAGAAAUCAACAUGAAAUCACCGUUAGUGGUGUAGAAGUCCCCAAUCCUAUUCAGCAAUUUGAAGAAGGCAAUUUCCCUGAUUACGUCAUGAAUGGCAUCAAAAGCAUGGGUUAUAAAGAACCCACUCCUAUUCAGGCACAAGGCUGGCCUAUUGCCAUGUCAGGGAAGAACUUAGUCGGAAUUGCCCAGACUGGUUCUGGUAAGACUUUGGCUUACAUUCUACCUGCCAUUGUUCACAUCAACAACCAGCAACCAAUCCGGCGCGGAGAUGGGCCUAUUGUGCUGGUUCUUGCACCAACCAGAGAAUUGGCGCAACAAAUACAGCAAGUGUGUACCGAUUUUGGUAAUGCAUCAUAUGUACGCAAUACUUGCGUAUUUGGUGGGGCACCGAAGAGGGAGCAGGCGCGUGACUUAGAAAGAGGUGUAGAAAUCGUCAUUGCAACACCUGGAAGACUAAUUGAUUUCUUGGAAAAGGGAACCACCAACCUCCAGCGUUGCACAUACUUAGUUCUUGACGAAGCUGACCGCAUGUUGGACAUGGGUUUCGAACCUCAAAUUAGAAAGAUCAUAGACCAAAUUCGCCCAGACAGGCAAACUCUCAUGUGGUCUGCCACCUGGCCCAAAGAAGUGAGAAAACUAGCUGAAGAUUACCUAGGAGAUUAUGUUCAGAUCAACAUUGGAUCACUUCAAUUAUCUGCUAACCACAAUAUUCUACAGAUUGUAGAUAUUUGCCAGGAACAUGAGAAGGAAAACAAGUUAAAUGUUUUGCUUCAAGAAAUUGGCCAGAGUCAAGAACCAGGUGCCAAAACUAUCAUAUUUGUUGAGACCAAGAGGAAAGUAGAAAAUAUUACCAGAAAUAUCAGACGGUAUGGAUGGCCUGCAGUGUGCAUGCAUGGAGACAAAACACAGCAAGAGAGGGAUGAAACAUUGUACCAGUUCAAACAAGGCAGAGCUAGCAUUCUUGUAGCAACUGAUGUUGCAGCCAGAGGACUUGAUGUGGAUGGUAUCAAAUACGUUAUAAAUUUUGACUAUCCCAACUCAUCCGAGGAUUACAUUCACCGUAUUGGCAGAACUGGGCGCUCAAAAACGAAAGGAACAUCUUAUGCCUUUUUCACGCCCUCAAACUCUCGCCAAGCCAAAGACCUCGUAUCAGUACUCGUGGAGGCCAAUCAGGUGGUGAGCCCUCAACUGCAAACAAUGGCCGAUCGUUGCGGCGGCGGCGGUGGCGGAUGGAACCGAAGCCGCUUCGGAGGCGGCCGCGGGGGUGGCGGCACCUUUAAGCGCGGAAGCAAUUUCGGAAGGGGAAAGCCUCAAGGAGGCGGUGGUGGCGGCGGUCAUAAACGGUUCAAUGAAUAUUAAAUUAUUUUAGCAGAUAACUAGGUUUAAAUUAAUUUAGAAGCGAAUCCUCAUAGGAGUACUGUUUUGUGUGAAAGUGUAGUUUCUGAUUGUAUGGAUGUAUUGAUUUGUCGUUAGUUAAUUUAUUUGAAGGUUUCUUGCGCCUUAUCCAAUACAAGAUAUUUAAGUAUUUUUUUAUUGCACUGUGAUAAUUUGUUAAGCUGUGUUUCUAGUGAGGAUUAGCUAAAUAUCAUAACAAAUGUAAAUGUCCGUGUAUGUGGAUAGCAUACUUUCAUCUUUACACAC
This is a messenger RNA of Ostrinia furnacalis (Asian corn borer), 2066 nucleotides long. RefSeq names its product ATP-dependent RNA helicase Rm62. The record is from RefSeq and is a predicted model, not a curated record. Bases 117 to 1784 code for a protein of 555 amino acids. The transcript has 6 exons. Gene Ontology annotation, molecular function: ATP binding; RNA helicase activity; nucleic acid binding. Lineage: Eukaryota; Metazoa; Arthropoda; Insecta; Lepidoptera; Crambidae.